GUAUUAUAUUACAAGGAAAACAAAUUAAAUCAAAUUCUUCGAUUCCAUUGGACCAAAUCAUGGCGACCCAAACAACAGCUAAGUCCAAUCCCAGUGAAACUGUUCCAAAAGUGGUUGGCGGUGCAGCUGUUAAUGUGGAUGAAGUAACAUCAGAUUUGGGUUUCGAUAUGGACGAUAUGAAGCAUUGUUUUGACAAUUUGAUUGUCAUCGAUGCAGGAGCUAAUCUAACCAAUAAGAAAUAUAGCCGUGAUUUGGAUUCUGUCAUACAAAGAGCCAAAGAUGCCGGCGUACAAAAGAUUAUGGUCCCCGGCACUUCGGUAAAGUCAAGCAAAGAAGCCCUCCGACUUUCGCGGAUUUAUCCCGAUAUUAUUUAUUCGACUGCUGGCAUACAUCCGCACGACUCAAAAUCGAUUAUCGAAGAUCCAAGCAGCUGGUUCGAAUUCCAGGAAAUUGCUGCCUCGCAAGAAUGUGUUGCUAUUGGCCCAUGCGGCUUAGACUAUCAACGUGAUUUUUCCGAACCAGAUGUACAAAAAGAGAUCUUCGAAAAACAGUUGCUUUUGGCUAGCAAUCUAGGUAAGGCCGUAUUAAUUCAUGAGCGUUCCGCACAACAAGAUGUACUCGAUAUACUAGACAAAUUCGAGAAUUUACCUCCGAUCAUUGUUAGAAGUUUCAUGGGCACAGCCGAAGAAGCAAUUAAAUAUUUAGACAGAAGGUUCUAUAUCAGUUUAACUGGUUAUUUAUGUAAGGACAAAUCAGAUACUGGCGUCCGUCGCCUUCUCGAUAAUGGAACCUUGCCAUUAGAUCGUUUAUUGGUAGAAACCGAUUCACCAUUUAUGUAUCCUAAUACACGUGCUUCAAAACUUCCACAACAUGUCAAGACUGGCAUUACUGAACGCUCUCUAUUGUACUUACACAGAUAUUGUACAUUUCAACGCAAUGAACCCUGCAGCCUACCCGCAAUUGUGGAGAUGAUUGCUGCCUUUAUGAAGAAGUCAGCCGAUGAAGUAGCUUUAGCAACAGCUUUUAAUGCUCUAAAAUUAUUCGGACUUUCUUAAGGCCCUUUUAAGUGGCUGAUAGAC
Messenger RNA from Musca vetustissima, 1079 nucleotides. Its product is annotated as 3'-5' ssDNA/RNA exonuclease TatD. The transcript is spliced from 5 exons. The coding region runs from base 60 to 1055 and encodes 331 amino acids. The record is from RefSeq and is a predicted model, not a curated record. Gene Ontology annotation, cellular component: cytosol. Lineage: Eukaryota; Metazoa; Arthropoda; Insecta; Diptera; Muscidae. Gene Ontology annotation, molecular function: single-stranded DNA 3'-5' DNA exonuclease activity.